UUGCAAUAUAUCGACACACCUGUGUUUUUAAGUGUUAUUCUUUAGUAUUUGUGCUGUUUGGUUGUUAAUUGGCGUGUACUAUAAGAUGAGUGAGAUGAGUGAUACAACAAUGCCAUGGUUUGGUAUGGACAUAGGUGGCUCACUAUGCAAAUUGGUGUAUUUUGAACCUAAGGAACUUCCCAGGGAAGAGGCAGCUUCCCAAGUAGAGACCCUAAUGAAUAUUAGGAGGUACCUUACAAAGAAUUCUGCAUAUGGAAAGACUGGUCAUCGAGACAUGCAUUUACAGAUGGAAAACGUAAAAAUAAGAGGAAUAUUAGGUACAUUACAUUUUAUUAGGUUCCCAACGAGUGGGAUGAAAAAUUUUCUUAGUUUGGCGAAAUACAAAGGUAUGGCGAAACUAGUAACCACAGUAUCGGCCACCGGUGGAGGGGCGUACAAAUUUGAAGAAGAUUUCAGGCGGGAAGUGAAUUUAAAACUUGCCAAAUUCGACGAAUUUGACUCACUAUUAGCAGGGUUACAUUACAUAGAUAGGAACAAUCCCUCAGAGUGUUAUUACUGGGCGAACUCCACAGAUGAAGAAAGGUGUAGUAAAGUGAAUUACGAUUUUUCAAGGCCUUAUCCCUUCCUCAUUGUAAAUAUAGGUUCUGGAGUUAGCGUUUUAGCAGUAUAUUCGGAAACCAACUAUAAACGUAUCUCAGGUACUAGUAUAGGAGGAGGUACAUUCUUAGGACUUUGUUGUCUUUUAACUGGCUGUAAUACAUUCGAAGAAGCAAUAGGUUUAGCUGCUGAAGGUGACAAUCGAAACGUAGACAAACUCGUUAGGGAUAUAUACGGCGGUGACUACGCAAGAUUCGGACUUCCAGGAGAUUUAGUAGCUAGUAGUAGAGGCUUUUAUGUUGGUGGUUUUUAUUCAAAAACCUGGUCAGCUGGUAUUUACAUUCUAAGGAAGAAUGAACUAGAUAACUUUCACGUGAGCAUACUGACCACGAUUUUCCAAGCAGAGAUAUUCGUCAUUCUGGCACUGAUCUCUACGCUUAAAAUGGUGAUGAUGCCAAGGAGUUCUGUACCUGCCAGACAGCCUACACCGCACUGGAGGGACGUUCAACUUCUGCAUGGUUCAAAACUAAAUUUAAAGAUUUUACGAAUAGUAAAACGACUAGCUCCACUGAAUGCUGGUGAUUCCCGUGUCCUGGUUAACCGACGACGGGAUGCCAAACUGCCGUUAAUAUGA
Diabrotica balteata is the source of this 1231-nucleotide messenger RNA. The record is from the annotation of a GenBank genome assembly. NCBI's taxonomy places the organism in Eukaryota, Metazoa, Arthropoda, Insecta, Coleoptera, Chrysomelidae.